CAGCAAAUACAGGCUAUAAACAACACCUUCUCUCUCUCAUUGUGAAACCCUAGGAAGCAACACACACAAACACCAAUUCAUACUUCACCUAAAAUCUAUCUAUCAAUCUGUAUCUAUCAUUCUUGUAUUCUACAGUAAAAAAAAAAAAAACAUUCCCCUUUUUUACAGUUGUUUAGCGUUUUCAGAUUAAAAAACAAGCCAACCCAGUUACCAAAAUCUUAUAUGGUGAAGUGGGUUUACUCUAAAUCAUAAUGUUAACAAUUCUUAGCUAUUAAAGUUUUUAACUUUUUUCUUUUUGGUGUCAAAAAAAUAUAAUUUUGUAAUCAAAUUAUUAUUAUUUGGCAUAAAAAAAUAUAUAUAAUAUAUAUAACAGAAGAGAAAAAAAGAAAAAUGGCGAAUCCUGAUUUGCAAAUGAACCCUCAAAUGGAGCAGAUCUGUGGUGAAAUCCGUGACAAUUUUCGUGCCCUUGAAAAUGGGUUUCAGAAGCUGGGAAACAUUAAAGAGACCUCCAGAAAAAGCAAACAGUUGGAGGAUCUGACAGGAAGGAUGAGAGAGUGCAAAAGGUUGAUUAAAGAGUUUGAUCGUGAAAUCAAAGAGGAGGAAAGUAAAAACCCUCCGGAUGUCACCAAGAAACUCAAUGAUGAGAAGCAAGAUAUGAUUAAAAAGCUGAAUUCAUUUGUGGCCUCGAGAAAGACACACCAAAGCACUCUUGGAAAUAAGAGGGUUGAACUAUUUGAUAUGGGAGCAGGUGCUAGUGAACCUAUGGCUGACGACAACGCCCAGGUUGCAUCAGAAAUGUCGAAUCAGGAGCUUAUACAAGCUGGCAGGAAUAGAAUGGAUGAAACAGAUCAAGCAAUUGAACGCUCCAAACAAGUGGUUCAUCAAACCGUUGAAGUGGGAACCGAUACUGCUGUUAAAUUGAAAGGCCAAACUGAUCAAAUGGGUCGUAUUGUCAAUGAACUAGACACGAUUCAGUUCUCUAUCAAGAAAGCAUCCCAGCUUGUGAAGGAGAUAGGACGCCAGGUGGCUACAGAUAAAUGCAUCAUGCUUUUUCUAUUUCUUAUUGUCUGUGGUGUAAUUGCUAUUAUUAUCGUGAAGAUUGUGAAUCCGCACAACAAAGACAUCAGAGACAUACCAGGGUUGGCUCCUCCAGCUCCAGCCGCAAGGAGACUAUUGUAUGUAAGUUCUGCAGAGCAUUUUUGAGGACAUUACGGAGGAUGAUUGUUUAAAUACUAAAUGUGUCAUGUCAUAUGAUUGUGUGCUAUGUUAUGCUAAGCUAAAUGUAUUAAUUUUUUUCAUCCGAGUUGUGCAUAUCGUACUCAGUUUUUCAUGUAAAUGGUUUGUUUGGGUUCAUUCCCCACGGUUCUUUUAUUGUAAUGCCUUCGAACAUUGUACUGCUUGAAAGUAGUCGACAACAUACUAUGAGUUGUGUUACAUUA
This is a messenger RNA of Erigeron canadensis, 1439 nucleotides long. RefSeq names its product novel plant SNARE 13. The transcript has 10 exons. Bases 391 to 1203 code for a protein of 270 amino acids. NCBI's taxonomy places the organism in Eukaryota, Viridiplantae, Streptophyta, Magnoliopsida, Asterales, Asteraceae. Gene Ontology annotation, molecular function: SNARE binding; SNAP receptor activity. The record is from RefSeq and is a predicted model, not a curated record. Gene Ontology annotation, cellular component: ER to Golgi transport vesicle membrane; endoplasmic reticulum membrane; Golgi apparatus. Gene Ontology annotation, biological process: retrograde vesicle-mediated transport, Golgi to endoplasmic reticulum; vesicle fusion.